CGUUGCUCAAUAGCAGUUCCAAACUUGCCUGGAUAACAUAAUGUUACUGACGUUGUCAGUUGUCAUAAUUAUUGGCACCGGCUGCAUCUCGGUUUGCCGCACAACCAACGUCACGUCGAAGCUAAUUACUGAGAUUAUCGAUGAGUACUUCGUCUUUCGCCAGGUACCCCUUCUUGUCGUGAGUGGUGAGGAUACAAUGCACUUGGACCUGGUUGAUCAGAUCAUCGGUAAUCUGCACAAGCCCAGAGUAAUCCAGCUUGGUCCAACGAGCAAGAACUACGCCUCUUGGUUCUACUGCAUGUUCUUCUUCACCACUUACGAAGGCUUUGUCGCGCAUAUUAACGUGCUGAGCUCUGAACAGUACGACCUCUACGGAUUCUACACGUUCUUUUUCAACGAAGUUACUGAAAUUCAAAUCCACAAAGCUUUCGAUGCUAUUUGGAAAGUCAAAAUUCUUCGCGCCCUGAUCAUCGUCUUCAACGAUGACCGUCCACAACUCUACAACUACUUCCCGUACAACAUUCAGUCUUGUGGAAAGCCCAAGGUUCACUACAUCACAAAUCACCAGUCAUCGCAAUUGUACCUCCAAAAGUUGAACAAUUUCUACGGAUGUCCAAUAACGCUGGGAACUUUCGAAACGCCGCCGUUUGUCCAUUUCCAAGGCGAUACCGUAUAUGGCUUCGAAGGAGACCUUGCCUCGACGUUAGCUCGGCAGUUGAACUUCCAGUUGCUCGUUGUGACCCCUCCAGACAACGCCCAAUGGGGAGACCCACACCCAAACGGUAGCACCGGGUUGAUGAAGCUCCUCCAAGAGGAAACCGCACACUUUGGAGUUGGCUGUCUAGGCAUCAUGCCCCAAAGGAACGAAAUUCUACAGCCCGGUAGACCCCACUACAACUCACGGGUGCUGUUCGCCGUACCCGAAGGGCAACCGCUGAACUCGUUCGAAAAGCUGUUCCAACCAUUCGACCGAACCGUUUGGGCUGCUCAAGGAUUACUCAUCUGCCUUGCGAUCACCGUCGUCCUAACGCUGAAGUUCGCCCCGAACUCCGUACGAGACUUCAUCUAUGGCGCAAACAAUCAUACUCCGCUUCUGAACACGAUCAACGUCUUCUACACCGGAGCUCUUCACCGCGUCCCUAGGCGUAACUUUGCCCGAACCCUUCUGCUCCUCUGGAUCCUCCACUGCUUCGUCAUGCGAACUGUCUACCAAGGUCUGCUCUUCAAAUAUCUUCAACAGGAAUCCAACCACAAACCGAUCGAUAUCAUAGACGACAUCGAGCAGUCCAAGCUGCACUACCACAUGAACAAGAAUGCAGAACGCUUCUUCGCCCACAAGCCAGGACUGUCGAGUCGCAUUCGCCUAAUUCCACCGGGAAACGACAGCGUAAGUCUAGCCCUGGACGCAGUAUCCAGUCGCAGAGUUCGUGACGCGGUGGUCGUUUGUACCCUGGAGCAUAUUGCGUACCACAACAAGCACCGGCUGAAGCAGGGGUUCCUUCGAAGCUCUCGAGACAGCCUCAGCUCGUACCCGAUGGUUAUCUACUACCCGAAGCGCACGUUCCUGGUGCGAGUUUUGGAUAGGCUUAUCGGACAGAUUGAAACCGCUGGAUUGAUGAACUUUUGGGUCCAAAGGUAUGGAAACUACCAUUUCUUCCCGAAGCGGGUCGAACGCUCGCAACCGUCGGCCCUCAACGUCGAACAGCUGAUGGGAUGCUUCGAGUGUAUCUGCGUUCAGUGGAUGGUAAGCUGUGGGAUUUUCGUCCUUGAAUUGCUUUCCUACAAAAUAACAUUUCUUAGAAGAUUUCUAGCGUUCCUCACACAUAACUAGAUCGU
Molecule: messenger RNA, 1836 nt
Organism: Aedes aegypti (yellow fever mosquito)
Lineage: Eukaryota; Metazoa; Arthropoda; Insecta; Diptera; Culicidae
Gene: Ir7h
Exons: 1
Coding region: 41-1831 (596 amino acids)
Cellular component (GO): membrane
Molecular function (GO): glutamate-gated receptor activity
Source: RefSeq, a predicted model, not a curated record